This is a messenger RNA of Guillardia theta CCMP2712, 1296 nucleotides long. RefSeq lists its product as hypothetical. Gene Ontology annotation, molecular function: ubiquitin binding. Gene Ontology annotation, cellular component: endoplasmic reticulum. The record is from RefSeq and is a predicted model, not a curated record. Bases 1 to 1296 code for a protein of 431 amino acids. The transcript is spliced from 14 exons. NCBI's taxonomy places the organism in Eukaryota, Cryptophyceae, Pyrenomonadales, Geminigeraceae.
AUGUCAGCGAUGGGGCUCGACAGGAAUCGGAUGAUCUCUUCCUUCCAGGAGAUCACAGGCUGGCAGAACGUUGAGCAGUGUGUCAACUGCUUGGAGGUUCAUGGCUGGGAUCUCGACCACGCGGUCCAGACAGCUCUUGCUGCGCAUGAGGAUGAGCGAGACUCGACCCAGCGUGUCGAGACAGCGACGGAAAGACGGGGAGGGGAAGAGGUGGGAAGCAGAGGCCAAGCGCGGCGAGGACUCUUGGGCUUCCUUUCUUCUGUCUUCGGGACUGGGAACAGGAACGUGGCUGAGAGGAGGAUCGAGACCGAGGCUCAGAAAUUCAUCGACAGAUUCAACUUGGAGCAUGGAGAUGUGCAUCCAACAGCUCAAACGGGAAGCUUUAGGGAGGCGGUGGACGCGGCAAAGCGAGAGUUCAAGUUUCUUGUGGUCUACCUGCACGCCCCCUACCACCAGGACACUCCUGAGUUCCUGCGAGACACCUUGUGCACACAGGUCCUCAAGGACUUCAUGGAUGACAACUUCCUCUUCUGGAUGGGCAGUCUCGUCGACUCCGAGGCGUUCAACGUGAGCAUGCUGCUGCGAGCCUCGGGCUUCCCCUACGUCGCUGUCAUCACAACCACAAUCGACAACCAGACCACCGUCUGCGACGCGCAUGAGGGUUUGGUCAGCCGCGAGGCUCUCAUGAACUGGCUGAUGAACAUCAUGGAGACCCAGGGGCCUCAGCUCGUCGCUCAGCGAGCGGAAGCUGAGGAGCGAGCGAUGGACCGGCGCAUCCGGGAGGAGCAAGACCUCGCCUUCCAGCAGUCACUUCUAGAGGACCAGCUGCGCGAGCGAGAGGCGGAGGAGCAAAGAAAGGUAUCGUCGCCUUGUGUGAGUAUCCGGCUGAGCAGGUGGAAGCGCGAAGAGGAGGAGCGAGAGAGAGCGUUGAGGGAGCAGCAGCAGGCAGAAGCCGCGGCGAGGAGAGCUGAAGAGGAAGCUGCGAGAAACGAAGUGGAACGAUUGAGGAGGAAAGAAGAAAAGAAGGAGCUGUUCAUGGGGCCGGAGCCGACCGGGGAAGGGACGUCUCUUAUUGCUAUCAAGCUGCCCGACGGCUCGCGCCUUCAGCGCAGGUUUUGUUAUACCGACAAGGUUCAGGCGAUCUACGACUUCCUUGAUGCCUUCGCCGACAUCGAGUUCGACCACUUCGACGUGGCGACCAACAUGCCCAAAGUGAUCUACAGCGACCGCAGCCUCUCCAUCGAGGAUGCUGGUCUCAAGCCGCAGGCGCUCCUCUUCGUGCAGGAGAGCCUCUGA